Molecule: messenger RNA, 4948 nt
Organism: Thlaspi arvense
Lineage: Eukaryota; Viridiplantae; Streptophyta; Magnoliopsida; Brassicales; Brassicaceae
Source: the annotation of a GenBank genome assembly
GUUCGGUUUUAAUCGGCAGAAGUUUUUUCCAAAUCGGGUACAAGUCCGAAGCUUGAGGUUCUUCUUCUCUCCUCUUUCUCCAUUCCGCCACUGAUUUUCAAGGAACUAGCGGAAAUUUUGAGUGGAGAAAGAAAGAGGGAGAUUAGUGUGCAAUGGCCAUUGACAAGGGCAAGCUUCAAGAAGAAGAAGCUUCAGCUGUUACUCGUUUCUAUAGCAUUAUUUUGGGUUGGGACUAUAAACAGCUUACAAAGGAGAAUAAUAGGAAAAGCAGGAAGGAUUCUAAAGGGAUCCUGAAUGUUGUGAAGAAUACUUACAAAGAUGCUGAUGACUAUUUCGAGACUUUUGAACCACUGCUCUUCGAGGAAGUCAAAGCUCAAAUCUUGCAGAAUCAAGAUGGUGAAGAAGCCUCGGUGUGUAAAAUGAGAUUGGUAAUGGAGUGCAGCGAGGCUGAUGGGUUUCACUUUCUGCUAGUCACUUAUGAGCACGACGAGGACGAAUAUCUUGGUCCAAAUGAUCUCUUGUUGCUAUCAAAAGAAGAGUUUAAAGGGAAUUCAUUUCCUUCAUCUUAUGGGUUUGCUGUAGUGGAGAAUCGUCAGAGUAAUCUUCUUCGUCUUCGGAUGUAUUUAGCUGAAGAUGUGGUGCAGAUAACCAAAAAAACUAAAUCCUCUAGGACAAAGCCAUUUAUCCAAGCCCUGUCGAAUAUGCGUUCUCUUAUUACAUCGUCUGCCAGUGCUGUAGACAAAAGGGUGUUCAGUUUAAAGUUAAGUGGUUUAUCAACCAUUAUUCGGGAAUAUAUAGCACUACGAUCAGUCAGCUCACUCCCGUUCAAGGAUUUAAUCUUUACUGCUGCUGAAAAGUCUUGUGGUUUUGGAGAUGAGGCGUGGAAAAUAUCUGGUCCUCUGAAUGAAUUCUUUACCGAAAAUCUUAAUAAAUCCCAAAAGGAGGCAAUUGAUGUUGGUCUAUCAAGAAAAUCCUUCAUCUUAAUACAGGGUCCUCCAGGUACUGGGAAAACUCAGACGAUUCUUAGCAUUCUUGGUGCCAUCAUGCAUGCUACUCCAGCUAGAGUCCAAUCGAAUAAUGUGGAGCAUGAAGUAAAGGGUCGAGUUCAGAUGACCAUUGAGGAGAGGUACAAUCACUGGGGACGAGCUUCUCCUUGGAUUCUUGGUGUCAACCCUCGAGAUGCUAUUAUGCCUGAGGAUGGUGAUGAUGGUUUUUUUCCAACCUCAGGAAAUGAUAUGAAACCCGAGGUGGUUAACGCAAGCCGGAAGUUUAGAAUACGUGUACUUGUCUGUGCUCCAUCAAACUCUGCGCUUGAUGAGAUUGUGUUGCGGCUUCUGACUACUGGUCUUCGUGACGAAAACGCCCAGACGUACACACCCAAAAUAGUACGAAUUGGUCUCAAGGCGCAUCACUCCGUCAUGUCAGUGUCACUGGAUCACCUUGUGGCACAAAAGCGUGGCUCAGCCAUUGAUAAACCUAAACAAGGAACCACAGGAACUGAUAUAGAUAGUAUCCGCACUGCAAUUUUGGACGAAGCUGCAAUUGUAUUUGCUACCCUAAGCUUCAGUGGCUCAGCACUUCUCGCUAAAUCAACCCGUGGUUUCGAUGUCGUUAUCAUAGAUGAAGCUGCACAAGCUGUUGAGCCAGCUACCCUUAUCCCCUUGGCGACUAGGUGCAAACAAGUGUUUCUGGUAGGGGAUCCAAAACAACUCCCAGCUACUGUAAUCUCAACUGUUGCUCAGGAUUCUGGCUACGGUACAAGCAUGUUCGAGAGACUUCAAAAGGCUGGCUAUCCUGUGAAAAUGUUGAAGACUCAAUACCGGAUGCAUCCAGAGAUAAGGAGCUUUCCUUCAAAGGAGUUCUAUGAAGAGGCACUUGAAGAUGGAUCUGACAUUGAAGCACAGACUACUCGCGACUGGCAUAAGUACCGCUGCUUUGGUCCGUUUUGCUUUUUCGACAUACAUGAAGGGAAAGAGUCUCAACAUCCAGGAGCAACUGGUUCUCGGGUGAAUCUAGACGAAGUGGAGUUUGUGCUUCUCAUCUACCACAGGCUCGUGACCAUGUACCCUGAGCUCAAGUCAAGCUCUCAGCUAGCUAUUAUAUCGCCGUAUAACUACCAAGUAAAAACUUUCAAAGAUCGGUUCAAGGAGAUGUUUGGUGCAGAGGCAGAGAAAGUGGUUGAUAUCAAUACUGUCGAUGGGUUCCAGGUUGUUGGUUCAGCUGCAACAUUAAAGAGCGAUCCGCUAUGGAAAAACCUAGUAGAAAGUGCAGAGAAGAGGAACCGAUUGUUCAAGGUGUCGAAGCCAUUGAACAAUUUCUUCAGCGAGGAGAAUCUGGAGACAAUGAGAGUGACGGGGAAGGAAUUGGAGAUUCCUGAUGCACCAGCCUAUGAAGACGAAGCUAUUCCGGUGACAACCUUCAAUGCAGAUGAUGAUAACGACUUUGGAGAUGGUGAUGCUGAUCAAGACGAUGCAGCUUUCGCCGAAGAAGACUAAAAGCUAAAAACGUCGAGCUGAUACAGAUUUUGCUAGGGACUUACGCAUGUUGAUUCAACUAUAUCUUGGUUCUAAGUUUUGUAGUAUUUUUUUGGGGUUUAGAUAAGUUAAAUCUGACGUCUGCUACAAAACUUAAGAACUCAUGUUUGUUGGCCAUGAUGAGGCAACCUUACAUGACAUAUUGACCAUAAUUAGGCAAUAUUUAAAAGACAUUUAAUAUUUUUGGUAUUAUUAAUAUAUUAAUGAGAACAAGCAAAGCUGAUAUCGUUCACCAAUCCAUGCAGGGAGAAACACAGUUUCAAAAAUAAAAUAUUGAGAAACCAAAGCACCGGAUUAACUUGGAAUUAUGAAAGUGGUAUUGGGUGGACGAACAAAGAUUUCAUAAAGUGUUCGGUUUUGCCUUUGGGAUCAGUGUAUCCAUCACCUUCUGUGUAGAACACAUCGAAGAGACGUGCAAAGUUGAAGCAUCGAAGAAGAAGUUGGCGAGGUACAUGGUCAUGUGAGUUGAUGAACUCCUCCACAACCACUUUGUAAUUUUCUCUAUAAAUCUUACGUAUCCCUUUGCAUGCUUCUUCCUUGGUGACUCCAUGUUGUUUCAUGUAACAGUUUACUCCAUUAGCCACCUCGCCUCUGCUCAUCUCGGUCUCGUAGCUGCCUACAUCAUUUACUAGACGGAACAUUAUACUCAGAGAUUUGAUGAUUAGGGGUUUUGAAUUGAGCCAGUCAAAAGCUUCUUUCUCAUUGAUAUCGUCCAUACCAAUAAAGGAGUAUGCUGCAUAGUCACCCAUCCCGCCUGAUAUCAACCCAACCUCCAUGUACUCAUCAAAUGUCGAUACGUGACCCGAGCGUGCCCACUUUGUUACAUCUAGGUACGCUUUCACAAGGACCUGGAGCUUCUCUACCGCUUGUUUCACGCCAUAUGAUCUUCCUUUAGGUUUCACUUCUUGUUCAAUUACUCUUAUGGCUUCAAACAAACUUUCAAGAACGACUCGCAAAUAGUUUGGUAGUUUAUCACUGGCACCAAUUUCCCACCUCAACAAACAUUCCGUAAAAAGUGUAGCUUCGGGAAAAGUAGCAUAUGCAUCAUAUGUGUCAUCCACAACAACGACGAGCUGUAUAAAUUUAGAGACUAUAAGUCUUCCAAGUGAAUAGUGUGGCUCGAAGUAUGGUCCCAAAGACCCGAGAUGGCACUCCACCAUUCUAUCCCUUACGUAAGGUAGCUUAGAUGCUACACCUAAGUCCUUCCACCAUCUGUAUUAACCAUAAAAACAAAAUUAAAGUUGAUAUGGAGACUGAUGUUAUCUACAAUGUUCAAGAUGAAUAUGUCACUUGGUGAGGGUUUUGAGCUCUUGGAUGUAAUGAAGCUGGCAAAAGUUGAAGCUAAGCUUUGAAAACUUGAGCAGGACCAUGUCGUGACCUUCUUCUUGUUCGUAGUAAGAUAUAUAUUCUCUUGCCAUUAGUAUUUCUAUGUUAUUGUAUCGAGGUAUGUAUAAUGUCUUUUGUAUAUGCUUCAAGAGAUGGGGAGCAACAUUGGUUGCGUUACCAUGUGCCAAAGACUUCAAAUGAUUCUGCGUGAAACUCAGUGCUUCGUCCAUUACAUCUUCAGAGGGUGUCCCAAGAUGCGCAACUUCGAACAACUGUAGCAUCCCUCUAACAUCGCUGGCUACACUAUCCAAGAACCUCCCAUCUUCACAUCUGAAUAUAUCAAAGACAUCACAAGAUAUCUUGUGACCGUAUAGCCUAAAGACCUCGAACAUGAUGGCGAUAGUCUCUAAAUCAACUUCGCCAACAAUUAGGUCAUCCAACUUUGUGAAACUUUGGUUAAGUAUCUCUUGAAUCUCCUUAUCGAAAUGAUAAGAGAUCCCGAGGCUGAUAAGCAAAUGGAUGAGACGAAUCUUGUCCUUGUCGCUGCUUUGAGAAGACAUGAGCAUAUCUUUAACGAUCGGCUUAUUAAUCUCAAUCUCCUUUUCUAGUUCAUCAAAUUCAGAGCGGGCGAGGGGAACAGUGAGGAAGUGAUCUCCCCAAAUUGACGGAGAAAAAAGUUCGUCAACGGUCGACUACUCUCAAGAUCAUCACUACUCUUCGUUGACCUUACAAUGAACAAGUUGGGUUUUGUGGGUUUGAGAGAAAGACUGUGGUUGUGUAGUAAACGGCGAGGAAAGAGAGAGAGGUUGUUCUUAAGGCAGAGAGGGGUUUUGUGAAGCUGAGAGAAAGCUCCGAGUCCAAAACUCAUUCUUGUUGCUUCCAUUUUUAGUAAUCCGGCCCUCAAGAAAGAUAGACAUAGCUACUCUGUUUUCUGAUACAAACAAGAAGGUGUACGGUAUUUUUCCAUAAUGCGGCUGCUGCUCUCAAAUGUUUAUGUUGUUGCCUUUAGCAUUAUGUGUAAAUGAACAGUUGAAAAAACGUGCAUAGAAACUUAAAAAGGAGAAAAAUCUCAGACGCGUAGAUUCUGG